Messenger RNA from Sebastes umbrosus (honeycomb rockfish), 1203 nucleotides. It is a transcript of the gene tnni1a, whose product is annotated as troponin I type 1a (skeletal, slow). The transcript has 8 exons. NCBI's taxonomy places the organism in Eukaryota, Metazoa, Chordata, Actinopteri, Perciformes, Sebastidae. The coding region runs from base 116 to 682 and encodes 188 amino acids. The record is from RefSeq and is a predicted model, not a curated record. Gene Ontology annotation, biological process: muscle contraction. Gene Ontology annotation, cellular component: troponin complex.
GGUGCAGUUAAAUAGAGGGACACCAAAUCGUUGGACUCAUCUCUGAUCUGUCCCUCCUGCCUGUGCUGUUGUUGCAUCUCUUUCCUGCUUCGGACACCGAGAUCUCAUCAGCAAGAUGCCUGAGCAAGUGCAAGAGAGGAAGCCAAAGAUCUCAGCUUCCAGGAAGCUGAUGCUCAAGAGUAUGAUGGUGGCAAAGGCCAAGGAGGAAUUGGAGCAGGAGGUCGUGGUUAAAGAGGAAGAGAAACAGAACUACCUGUCAGAGAGAGCUCCUGCUCUAAACACCGGCGGUCUGAGCCUUGCACAGUUACAGGACCUCUGCAAAGAGCUCCAUGCCAAGAUAGAUGUGGUGGAUGAGGAGCGAUAUGACAUCGAAGCCAAAGUCACGCUCAACACACGUGAGAUUAAAGACCUGAACAUCAAGGUGUUGGACCUCAGGGGGAAAUUCAAGAGACCUAGUCUCCGUCGCGUUCGUGUGUCUGCUGACGCCAUCCUCCGCUCGCUGCUGGGCUCCAAGCACAAAGUCUCCAUGGACCUCCGGGCCAACCUCAAGUCUGUCAAGAAAGAGGACACUGAGAAGAAGAAGACGGCAGAGGACAGUGACUGGAGGAAGAACGUGGAGGCCAUGUCAGGGAUGGAGGGAAGGAAGAAGAUGUUCGAUGCUGCUAAAGGUCCCGCCCCGUGAACCCUGAAGGUGAUUGGGCUGGUGUCAUGUGAGCGGCAUCACAUACGGCCUCUUGCAGUUUCUGCAUUUAUGUUUAAUGCUGCCAUUGUUGUGUAUGUUCCUGCCAUGCCCCCACACUCCUGAAAGGUUUUCACCACUUUCCUUAAGAACGGAUCUGUUUGCUGUUUGUUAAUAUAGUGUUAAAAUGACUUCAUCUAUGUGCUACUAUCUGUAUUGUUCUCAUAACUAAUAUUGCACCUGAACCAUUGUUGCACCACAACAAAGUAAAAAAAAAAAAAGGCAGCUUGUAUCUCUAGAAGACAAUUGAGGAUAUUAUUGUAACAUACUGUAAUCAGCAGGCCAAAUGAUUUUAUAGCAAAUAAUAAUAUGAUCUGACCAAAUUAAACUGCAUCUUUGAUAUUCUUGCUUGGUGAUAAACUGUAAGCAUGGCCUGGGGUUUUUGUGAACUGUAACAAAAUGGUGUGCACUUCAACAGCUGGAUUUACAAGAACAAAAACAACAAUAAAACACAAAAAAAUGUA